AUGGCGCUCGCUGGGGCGGAUGCGGGCCAGCCGGAGUACCUCACCGCGCGCCUCGGGAGGAUGAACAUGGUGGCGACCGGCGACAUCAUAACCACCGAGGCGGGCGAGAAGCAUCUGCAGGCCUUCACCCAGGGGUGCGAGGAGUGGAUGUCAUACCACGAGAAACCGGUCGCAGAGGAGGAUCUCGCCGCAUACUCGGAGUUCGUCGGCGCCCUCCUCUCCGGGCCGCCCUUCCAGACGGAGAAGGAGUACGAGCAGGCGAUCAACGCCGUCCGGAAACGGUACAGAAUGACGCUUUCCAAGCCGCAGAUCGUUCGCGCCUACUACCGGCUUCGCGACGAGGGUCGCAUCGAGCGACACGCCAUGUUCGAGCGCAUCACCACCAAGAAGGCGGUCCGCUCCAACUCCGGCGUGGUGGUGAUCACGCUCCUUACCGCGCCAGGCAAGUUCUCGUGCCCGGCCGACUGCUACUACUGCCCCGACGAGCCGGGGCAGCCCCGGUCCUACUUGUCCACGGAGCCAGCGGUGGCGAGGGCCAACCAGAACGAGUUCUGCCCGGUGAGGCAGUUCUACGACCGGGCAGGCACUCUGGCCAAGCAGGGGCACACGGUGGACAAGGUGGAGAUCAUCGUGCUGGGCGGCACCUGGUCUUACUACCCUCGGGACUACCAGGAGGAGUUUUGCCGCGACGUCUUCUACGCGGCCAACACCUUCGACGAGGGGAAGAGCAA
This is a messenger RNA of Prorocentrum cordatum, 731 nucleotides long. The record is from the annotation of a GenBank genome assembly. NCBI's taxonomy places the organism in Eukaryota, Dinophyceae, Prorocentrales, Prorocentraceae.